CUCUCUCUCUCUCUCUCUCUCUCUCUGUGUCUGGCUUGUGGGCGUGUGAGAGUGUUUGAUAUUUCUAAGCCUUUUGUGUUCCAUGAUGACGAUGAUGGCCAUGGUGGUACUGACGAUUCUGUGUGGCGUAUGCGUCUCUUUGUUAAUGAAAAUUGCUCAUGACACUCUCUCUUGCUACUUUCUAAACCCGAGACGCAUCAAGAAAAUCAUGGAGAGGCAAGGAGUGCGUGGCCCCAAACCCCGGCCUCUAAAGGGCAACAUCUUGGACAUGGCCUCCCUCGUUUCCAAAACUACCUCCCAAGAUAUGAACUCAAUCAACCAUGACAUCGUCGGCCGCCUUUUGCCACAUUACGUGGCGUGGUCCAAACAAUAUGGAAGGAGAUUUAUAUUUUGGAAUGGAGUGGAGCCCCGGAUGUGCUUGACGGAGACCCAAUUGAUAAAAGAGUUUCUCUCCAAGUACAGCACCACCUCCGGUAGAUCAUGGCAGCAGCAACAGGGAUCCAAACAUUUUAUCGGCAGAGGUUUAUUAAUGGCUAACGGAAAAGAUUGGUACCAUCAGCGUCACAUCGUUGCUCCGGCUUUCAUGGGAGACAAACUCAAGAGCUAUGUUGGCAACAUGGUGGAAUGCACUAACGAGAUACUCCAGCAACUGCAAAAUAAGGUAAAAUCAGGCGAAACAGAGUUCGAAAUUGGUGAAUACAUGACUAAUCUCACUGCCGACAUAAUUUCUAGAACCGAGUUCAAUACAAACUCUGACAAGGGAAAGAAAAUAUUCAGCCUCCUAACAGUUUUGCAACGUCUCUGUGCCCAAGCCACUAGAAAAUUGUAUCUGCCCGGAAGCCGGUUUUUUCCAAGUAAAUACAACAGAGAAAUAAAGUUAUUGAAGAUGGAGGUGGAGAGGUUAUUGAUUGAAAUAAUUCAGAGCCGAAAAGACUGUGUAGAGAUUGGUCGGAGCAGCUCGUAUGGGAAUGAUUUGCUGGGUAUGCUGCUUAAUGAGAUGCAGAAAAAGAGAGAGAAUGGGUUUAGCUUAAAUUUACAGCUAAUCAUGGAUGAAUGCAAAACAUUCUUCUUUGCUGGACAUGAAACCACUGCCCUGUUACUCACAUGGACCGUCAUGCUACUUGCUAACAACAGCUCCUGGCAAGAAAAGGUUCGUGCUGAGGUUGAGCAGGUCUGCCAUGGUCAAACUCCCUCUGCUGAUCAUCUCCCCAAGCUCACCUUGUUAAAUUGGGUGAUAAACGAAACUCUGCGGCUUUAUCCGCCGGCAACGGUUCUCCCUCGAAUGGCCUUGGAAGAUAUUAAACUAGGCGGCCUGCAUAUACCAAAGGGUCUAUCAAUAUGGAUCCCAGUGCUUGCAAUUCAUCAUAGCAAAGAAUUGUGGGGUGAAGAUGCAAACGAGUUCAACCCGGAAAGAUUUGCUUCCAAGUCAUUCACGCCUGGCCGGUUCAUCCCUUUUGCUGCUGGCCCCAGAAAUUGUGUUGGCCAAGGUUUCGCCAUGAUGGAAGCUAAGAUCAUAUUAGCCAUGUUAAUCUCGCGGUUUAGCUUCACCAUUUCAGAGAAUUAUCGCCAUGCUCCUGUUACUGUUCUCACAAUAAAGCCUAAGUAUGGGGUUCAAGUAUGUUUGAAGCCCUUAAACCCAAAAAAAAUAUACUGAUUUUGAAGCUAAAGAGUUUGUGUUUUUGUGAGAGAGGUUGCUAUCAUGAGCGUUUUGAUAAGGUUUAUCAUUGUAAUUUUUUCUACCUUCUUUUUUUUAUAGAGAUAAAAAGGCAGUACUUAUGCUUGUAAGAGUUACACACAAAGGAAUAGAAAGGU
This is a messenger RNA of Corylus avellana, 1812 nucleotides long. RefSeq names its product cytochrome P450, family 735, subfamily A, polypeptide 2 (gene CYP735A2). The record is from RefSeq and is a predicted model, not a curated record. Lineage: Eukaryota; Viridiplantae; Streptophyta; Magnoliopsida; Fagales; Betulaceae. Gene Ontology annotation, molecular function: oxidoreductase activity, acting on paired donors, with incorporation or reduction of molecular oxygen; iron ion binding; heme binding.